Messenger RNA from Paramecium tetraurelia, 1941 nucleotides. RefSeq lists its product as uncharacterized. Gene Ontology annotation, molecular function: GTP binding; GTPase activity. NCBI's taxonomy places the organism in Eukaryota, Ciliophora, Oligohymenophorea, Peniculida, Parameciidae. Gene Ontology annotation, cellular component: cytosol; ribonucleoprotein complex. The record is from RefSeq and is a predicted model, not a curated record. The transcript is spliced from 3 exons.
AUGCUCAGAACACUGAGAUAGAUUAGUUCAAUUUUCCAUAGAGUCUCUGUAAGAUAGUUUUCAGGUGCAGUCGAAGUUGCUCCUAAAGAUGAAAUAUUAAAAAUCUUGCAUUCAGAAUCAAGAGACAUUUUUAGAAAUGUGGCCAUCAUAGCCCAUGUUGACCAUGGAAAAACAACUCUUGUAGAUGCUUUAUUAAGAGCAAGUGGUUGUGCAAAUGAAUAUGAUUCAAUGGACAGCAAUGCAUUAGAAAAAGAGAAAGGAAUUACUAUUUUAUCGAAGGUGACCGGUGUUACUUUUGGAGGAAGCAAAAUAAAUAUUGUGGAUACACCAGGCCAUCAAGAUUUCGGAGGAGAAGUAGAGAGAAUUAUGUCAAUGGUUGAUGGUGUUUGUUUAUUGGUUUGUGCAACCGAAGGACCAAUGGCUUAAACUAGAUUUGUCUUAUAGAAAGCCUUGCAAUCAAAUUUGAAACCAAUUGUCAUCAUUAAUAAAGUAGAUAGACCAACAGCUAGACCUGUAGAAGUUGAGCAUGAAAUCUUUAACUUGUUUUGUGAUUUAGAUGCUCCAAGCGAAUCUCUUGACUAUCCUUUGUAUUUUUGUUCAGGCAAAGAAGGAUGGGUCAGAAAAGGGUCCAUGGAAGCUGAAAAGCAAGGAUUAGAAGAUGUAUUGGAAACUAUUGUUGAAACUAUCCCAUCACCAUAAAUUGGCACUGAAAGCAAUUUCAAAAUGUUGGUAUCAUAAUAAGAAAGUCAUCCAUAUUAUGGUAAAAUUGUGAUAGGAAAAAUUCAUCAGGGAGAGAUCAAACUCAACGAUAAAGUUUUAGCAGUUGACCAAUAAGGAAAGUUAGUUGAAACUGCAAAAGUCUUGAAAAUUUUAAGAAGAUAUGGAAUGCAACAAUUAGAAAUGGCAAGAGCUGUUGCUGGAGAUAUUGUCUAAGUUGCAGGAUUUACUAAUGCAAUCGUAACUAAUACUUUAAAUGAAAUGGGAAAAAAUGAAGUGAUUCCAUCCAUCCCUAUUGAUCCUCCUAUGAUUUCAGUAUCAAUUGGUGUGAAUACUGGUCCUUUAGCAGGAAAAGAAGGAACAAAAUUAAAUGCUUAAUAGAUUAAAGAUAGAUUAAUGAGAGAAGGAUAAAGCGAUGUUGCACUAUAAGUGAUGGUUAAAGAUAAAUCAGACGAUAGUGCUUGUGUAUAAUUGUUAGGAAGAGGAGAUCUCCACCUUGCUAUUUUGCUUGAGAAUAUGAGAAGGGAGGGAUUUGAAAUGUAAGUUUCACCACCAUAAAUCGUUACUAAGAAAUGUCCACAGACCGGCAAAACUUUGGAACCAAUCGAAAAAGUAUCUAUUGAAAUUGAUUAACAAUACAUGACUGGUUUAAUUGAUAAAAUGUCCUAAAGGAAAGCUAUUUAUGAAGAUUGCAUAAAUAUCGAUAAAUCUAGAGUUAAAUUAAUAUUCUCAGCACCAACUAGAGGUCUAGUCGGUCUAAGAGCAGAGUUAAUUAAUGACACUAGAGGAACAGCCAUUAUGCAAUAAUAAUUCUUAGGUUAUUAAGAAUAUAGAGGAACUUUGAAAAAGAAUUUAAAGGGAGCCAUCAUUUCUAUGGCUGCAGGUGCUUGCUAAGGCUAUGCUCUUGAAGAUAUCCAAAAGUUUGGACCAUUAUUUGUCAAACCAGGAUCAAAGGUUUAUGUUGGUUAAGUUAUUGGAGAACACAAAUUAGAAUAAGACAUUGAAGUGAAUCCCAUAAGAGAAAAGAAAUUAACGAAUGUUAGAACAGUUUUAGCUGAUGAAAAGAUAAGUUUAUUCCCUCCCAAAACAUUUACUCUUGAGGAUGUCAUAGCCUACAUUAGAGAUGAUGAAUUAGUCGAAGUAACUCCAAAAGAUCUCAGAAUUAGAAAAAAAGAAUUAGAUUCAACACUUAGAAAAACUUAGCGUAAAAAUCAACAAAAAUGA